Molecule: messenger RNA, 1689 nt
Organism: Kwoniella shivajii
Lineage: Eukaryota; Fungi; Basidiomycota; Tremellomycetes; Tremellales; Cryptococcaceae
Exons: 9
Coding region: 1-1689 (562 amino acids)
Biological process (GO): carbohydrate transport; transmembrane transport
Cellular component (GO): membrane
Molecular function (GO): carbohydrate:proton symporter activity
Source: RefSeq, a predicted model, not a curated record
AUGUCCACAGCAAACGACUUGGUCACCACCGAGCAAGUAGUGCUUGAUCAAAUCAAGCACGAGAUUUCAAACUAUGACGAUGUAGUCGAUUCUGCCAAAAUGGCAGUCGAUGCUGAAAAGACUAUGACACUCAGAGAAGGUCUUCGAAAAUACCCUCGAGCGGUCUUAUGGUCAGUCUUACUAUCAACUGCAAUUAUCAUGGAAGGGUUUGAUGUUGUUCUGAUCAACAACUUUUACGCCUUACCUCAAUUUGCACAAAAAUACGGCAUCCAACUUCCAAAUGGUAAAUACACCAUCACAGCUCCGUGGCAAGCUGGUCUCUCCAAUGGUGCUCAGGUCGGUGAGAUCAUCGGUCUGUGCAUUAACGGUUGGUCAUCCGAAAGAUUCGGUUACAAGAAAACCAUGAUUGCUGCUUUGUCAAUGAUGAUCGUUGCGAUCUUCAUACCCUUCUUCGCGAAGAACAUAGAGACUUUGCUCGUAGGAGAGAUCUUGCAAGGUAUCCCUUGGGGUGUCUUCCAAACUUUAACGACAGCUUAUGCCGCCGAGAUCUCUCCUGUUGCCUUACGACCUUACCUUACCGCUUAUGUCAACCUCUGUUGGGUACUGGGCCAAGUCAUUGCUUCAGGUGUGCUCAGAGGUGUCUUGACAUGGGACUCACAAUGGGCUUAUCGACUUCCCUUCGCGCUUCAAUGGUUGUGGCCGGCACCAAUUCUGAUUGGAACUAUCUUUGCACCUGAAUCACCCUGGUGGCAAGUCCGAAAAGGCAGAGAAGAUGAAGCCCGAAAGACGAUUCGAAGAUUAUUCAGUAAUCCAUCCGAUGAAGAAGUGGAGAACUCAGUCUCUAUGAUGGUACACACCAACGCUAUCGAGAAGACCUUAUCUGAAGGUACCAGUUACUGGGAUUGUUUCAGAGGCGUCGAUUUGAGAAGAACAGAAAUCGCUUCUGGUGCAUGGAUGAUUCAGAAUCUUUGUGGUUCAGCCUUCAUGGGUUACUCGACAUUCUUCCUUGAACAAGCCGGUCUUGCUACUUCCUACGCUUUCGAUCUAUCUAUCGCUCAAUACGCCUUGGGUGCAUGUGGUACUCUCUCUUCAUGGUUUUUGAUGUCAAGAAUCGGUCGAAGAAGACUUUACCUCGCCGGCCUUUUCGGUAUGAUUUGCUUAUUACUUGUCAUCGGUGGAAUGGGCUUCAUAUCUACCUCAAACUCUGGUGCUCAAUGGGCGAUCGGAGCAAUGUUGCUAGCUUACACCGCUUUAUACGAUGCCACCGUCGGACCAGUAUGUUAUACGAUUGUCGGAGAGAUCUCUUCCACUAGAUUAAGAGCUAAGACAGUUGUAAUCGCUCGAGUAGCCUACAAUAUCAUCGGUAUUUUGAACUCGAUUAUCAUGCCUUACUUCCUGAACAGCACAGAGCUCAACUGGGGAGCCAAGACAGGGCUCUUCUGGUGUGGUUUCUGUUGCCUUUGUUUCGUAUGGACCUUCUUCAGAUUGCCUGAAGCGAAGGGAAGAACAUAUGGUGAAUUGGACGUUUUAUUCGAAAACAAAGUUUCCGCAAGAAAAUUCGCCACAACCGUCGUCGAUCAAUUUGCAGGACACGGUUCUUCUUCAACUCCUCCUCAGAAUGUCGAAGAUUAUGAUGAGAAGAAAUACGGUGGAAGUAAGAAUGAUGUUGUCCAUUUGGAAUCCAUCUAA